Molecule: messenger RNA, 10387 nt
Organism: Cygnus atratus (black swan)
Lineage: Eukaryota; Metazoa; Chordata; Aves; Anseriformes; Anatidae
Product: cytochrome b-245 chaperone 1
Exons: 7
Coding region: 5532-6104 (190 amino acids)
Source: RefSeq, a predicted model, not a curated record
AACAUUGCCUUUUUUUUUCCUCACGUCUUUUAAAAUAAAGAGUUCAUAGGAUCCUAGAAUCAUUAAGAUUGGAACAGACCUCCAAGAUCAUCUGGUCCAACCAUCCCCUACCACCACUGUCACCCACUAAACCAUGUCCCCAAGCACCACGUCCAACCUUUCCUUGAACACCCCCAGGGACGGUGACUCCACCACCUCCCUGAGCAACCCGUCCCAAUGCCUGACUGCUCUUCCUGAGAAGAAAUGGCUCCUCAUUUCCAACCUGAACCUCUCCUGGCACAACUUGAGGUCAUUCCCUCUAGUCCUAUCAGUUACCUGCGAGAAGAGGCCGAUCCCCAGCUCCCCACAGCUUCCUUUCAGGCAGUUGUAGAGAGCAAUGAGGUCUCCCCUGAGCCUCCUCUGCUCCAGAUCAAACAACCCCAGUUCCCUCAGCUGCUCCUGGGGUUGCUUCGAAGUUACUAAACACAACAAGAUUAAGCACGGUAAACCAACAGGGCUUAAUCUCCUAUUUCUCGAACAAAAUACACAUAUCAGUGCCCUGUUCACAUACACACAUCAUGAAACCCUCAGCGUAACGUUACUGAGUGCACAGCCCUGCCUCCCACACCUCGCCGCCCUGACAGCACCGGUUAAGGCACUUCACAUUCAUGUCAGUGGUUGUCUUCCUAAAUCUCACGUUGUACCAUUUAAGCAUGAAGAUUCAACCCAUAUCUUGCUCACUCUGCUUUUUACACACCCCCUCCAUUUAAGCAGCCAUACAAGCAUAUGCCUAUGGCAGAGAAUUUUUUCAAGUAUAAAAAAUGACCUUUCAGAAAUUAAACCACAGAACUUCCACCAAGCAUGUAACUUCCUCCCUAAACUGCAACUUUCCUUUGCAGUGCGCUGCGUAAGUUUCUUCCUGGUACAGGUAAGGUCUACAGCUUUAAACCACAUGUUUUUACUUAUUUAUUUAUUGUUAAGCACAAAUGGCAAUGUUGUACAAGAACUAGAGACAGUCAUCACUGCUUAAGUUUGUAACCCCACGAUAUAACUUCUUUUUUCUUUUUUUUACUGCAACUGCCUAUAAAAGACAUCACAAUCCAGAUAAGUGAAUGUUUUAAAAUCUUUUACAGCCAAAUCCCCAGUCUAAUUAGUGUUCUUAAAGAUAAUCCUACAGUAGAAUGUAAAAAUAAUGCUUUUUUUUUUUUUUAAUUUAGAGACUGUAGGUGACAUAUCACUGAGGUUGAGGAAUCAGGAAUUCCUUACUAUUACUAAUAAUGAAAGCAAAUAGAAGCACCAUUUCUUAUUGCCUAUUUAAAGUAAAAUGCACUGAUAUUGCUUUAUAUAUACACCCUGGAAAAACUAUCACUAAUCCUAGCUUGAGGUAAAAAUUAUAAUAGCUAAGAUAAUGACAGUUCCCUGUGCUUCUGCUAUGUUCAUUCAAUAUGCUUUCAUGUUUUGUAUUAGCAUAUUAAUACAAGAUUUUUUAAAGCACUGCAAUCAUUCUAGAGCAAUCCCAAUACAACUUAAGACUUUGGGUUUCCUACAAAGUUACUAGAAUGCAGAAUUUAGGGAACAUCUUGUUAAAAUCUUUUCUGUCCCUCUGGAUGAGCAUCUUCUUACUAAAAAACCGUGCCAAUCUUAUCCUUAUUCCACAAGGAUACAGUAGGCAUAGAUUCAUAGAUUUGCACUUAAAGUCAUAGUUAAAAUCCUUCUGUUUCACACUUAUGACUAUGCUUACUUUUGUUAUCCAAACUUAAUACAGCAACUCUUCAAAAGACAUGACAGCUUUGGAUAUUUCGAUAAUUCUGCACAGAUCAUAUUUAAAAUAUAUGUAUUUUUAGUUUUCCCUCAUAUUUCUUUACAUUCAUAAUGCAAAUCAACAUUGAAACAUUUGCAGAAAUACUGAAACAUCUGAAAACAUCUCAAGUGUACCUCUAGCUUGGGAAUACCUGGACUGAAUUAAUUUCAAUUUAAGAAUUCAAUCAAUAAAAAAGAGCAAAAACUUGUACAAACUGGGGAGCAUGCAAGGAAUCCAUGUUUCAAUGCACAGUAUAAGAUUAUACUUGCGUAGUUAUUAGAUUAGCUGUCCCAUUUAUAUUACUGCCAAGGGCAACUUCUGCUUUCCAUUAGCUAUUUAUACCAUUUUCCCAUAGAACAUCAUAUCAGUUACCAUCAGCACUGUGCCUGACAACCCAUUUUCACCUGCCCCUGGGGCAGUAGCAGUUAGCACCCUUGCUAGGCUGCAAGGCUACUACCAAAGAAACUCAAUGUAAAAGCUUUUCUAUGUCAACAGCAGGUAGCACUUAAAAGUAUUAAAAAAGGACACUUAAAAGUGUCCUCUCCUGCGGUAUUUGGCCUCUGUUGCUACAUUUAACAUUUAUACCUGCACCUAAAGCAUUUAUACCAAGAAUGGAAUAGAAAACUAAGUAUUUCUCUAUGAAAACAGUACAUUGCAACCCUUUUCAGAAAGCUUUAAAGGCUACGCAUCAGUGCUGUGAGGCAUUGUAAGCUGCAAAUGCCUCCUCAAGUUAGUGGCAGCAUAUGCCACUCAACAGCUGUCAGAUUAGGCAAUAAAUCUUAGUUACAGCUGGUGAACAUGUAUUCCAUGAAACCAGCAAUUUCCAGGCUUUAUACACAAUGUUCCCAUAGAGUUCAGUGGGGCAAUGGGAUGAUAUCAUUUCUAUCUGGGACCGACAGUCAAUUCAGUCCGGCUGCAAAACACAACACUGGAUUAGUGACUGUUUUCAACCAUUUAAAAUCAAAAGACACUAGGAAUUUUAUCCUGGCACGUUAAUAAAAUCACACACGUACUGCACUACUGAAUUUCUAAGUUUAAGAGAAGACUUUGGAGGGAAAAAAAAGUACAAGGAACUAGAAGAGAAUAUUUAGGAAAAUGGUCUGGAAUUAGGAAAAAGGAACAGAGGCACAGAGUCAAACUAAUGCAAAAUAAAGGCCAGUUCUGUUAUAUCUGCAUGUUCUUGUGAUUAGAUCAAUGACUUAGAAGUUACAUGUCUAUUUAUUGUACAGUGGCUUAAAAAUGUUUUGAUUGAGCAAGAUCUCUACAAGUAGUCAAUUACAUAUCUCUGAAUUUUUCUUCUGGCAAAUACUUUUUGUUUCUGCAGCAACAUGUUUUGCAAUUCAUGAUGUUUUAGGUACAAGAUUAGGCUCUUAAAAUGUGUUUCUUCCUCGUUUUAUUUUUUUAAACCAGUAGGCAUAUCACCACUUACCUACUUCAAAGUACUCCAAUAAAAUCCCCAGAUUAUUGCACAAGAAAUGUCGUAAGAAUUAUUAAUCAAUACCAGAUCCUUGCCCUAUUGCAAUUUGGACGUAUGCUCGAUCAUGUGUGGGGUAUUUCCUGUAUUUUAAAUAAUUUCCCUCUAACUUCAUAAUUAAGUCUUACCAGGUUAUCCUAUUGUGGCUUUAGCAGAACUGGAGAAGUAUACAAUUGCUAAUAUUUUAGCAGAUAGCAAUAGAAGAAUAAAACAGAUCCUUAUUGGUAUGCUGUGUGAUGUAUAUUGACUGGAGGGGACAAAUGAAUUUCUUACUUCACUCUACUCUAGAGACAAGAAGUCUUUGUAUUUUAUCACAUGAAGUGGCUUAACAUUUGGUUUCCAGAGAAACUAGCUGCAUUUAAAAGCUGACCACUGCUUAUAGAUUAUUUUUAUCAUAAGCCACAGAAACUCAGCUGCUUGUUUGGGUUGAAAACACGAGAUACUUAUUACUUUGUAUUAUUCAUCCAAAGCCAGCAGCUGGUACCUCAUGACUCCCAAGCAUACCAAUUCAAGCUUUCAGUUCCUUGUAGCCCUUCCCCAUUCACAUAGUUGUUCUGUUACACAACACGGAAACUGCAAAUCAGUUUGUAUUUUCUACUACUUGCAAUAAGUUAACUCCAUAGCAUGGAGUCUGAGUCCUCCCUCCCCCCAAUCUUCAAACAGUUAACUCUGGACUGUCUAAUCUAAAACUAAUGGACUUUGGACUUUCUAACAUAAAUCUAAAACUAAUCGCUGUGGAACCAAAAACUCAGUUACUGUUCACCAGCAACGAUGUUCUGGAACAGCUGAACAAACUUCAAGCAUAUGGCCUUAAGCAACCCCUCUGGAGUAUCUGGAUUUGUAUUAGGAAAAGGUCAAAAAUUAAGUGUCAUUAAGGAAGGAUCACAUUCCUGUGCAACUGAGAGAGGACCAAGCACAUUCAGUAGAUGAAAUGAUACAUUGAUUUACAUAAAGGAAAUUUAAGCAGUUGUACUAAGCUACAGCUGUCUACAUUUUACCCAUUUUAUCCCAAAGCUGACAUGAGCUGAUGCUCUAAUGGAUUAAACAUGAACAACUUUCAUACCUAAAUGAUGUUUAACUAAACUUGAAACACAAAGGAAUUUUCAAAUAUAACUUACAGUCCACAACAGGAAAGUCACUCAGGAUUUCAACUGAAUUGGAAACUUUUCUCCCCAAGCAAUAGAUUUUCCAAACCCAAGCCUACAGGUGACAUAUAAUUAACGAAAAGUCAUGACAUUAAUAUUAAACCUGUAAGCAUAUCAUUUAUUUUUGCUUUGCAAUUCUUGCUGCACUGGACGUUUCAAGCCCCAGCAACUGGGUCUUCUACAGGCAGCUGUCUUGAGACAACUUUGUGAUACUGAGUAAUCCCUUACUAACCUCACCAUGCAGCAGCCUCCUGUCUGUACAACACACAUGAAGUGCAAGUAGCGGCUACUACCCAGUGCAAGUGCUCUGUGACAGCCUAUGCCACAAGUACACAUGGCUGCCAUUGAGAGCCCUGACAUCAGCCUAAGGGAGGUUGUAUGCAUUCGUGCUGCCAAGCCCAAGGGCACUCUGAUGGGGCUCCCUUAAUGCAAUAUGCCCCUCAUUGUCACCCCUGUUCCCUCCUAGCCACAGCACCUUGACCCAACCUCACAGCAGCAGGUAGCCCUGUCAGGCUACGCACAAGAGGCCAUGCCCACAUCACCCAGAACAUGCCUAGCAAACUGUCAUAAAACGUAUCUAUUAAAGCCCUUCCACACACUUUACCUCACUCUAUAGCACGUAGAGCCCCUCCUCUACCAACACUCAAGCUUUCCUAGUCUUUUUUACACGGUUUAAGCCAUAAAAUGCAAAUAACGCCAGCUCUUCACCAACACAACGCCUCCUCUUGCCAGCCAUCUUGAGGACGGGCACGCGCCGCCAUCUUGGGCGAUGCCCUUCCUCCUCCAGCGAAAACCAAGCCACCCUGAGCGGGGCGGGCGGGUUUCUUUAGCUACCGCUUUGCCCUCACUAAAAAUGGCCGCCGGCAUAUCCGACCCUUCAUAGGGCGAACGAGAGGUCGCUGUGUCCCGGUAGCGGCCCUUUGUGGUCGGGGGCUGCAGGAAGCGAAGGCGCCGGGCAUCCUCCCUGAGGCGCGGCUGUGCUGCGGCGCGCCGGGGGCAGGUACGACGGUGGGGAGCGGCGCCUCUCGUGGGGCAACCGGGCUGAAGGGGCACUGGGACGGUCCGGUACGGGCUGGAGAGGCACCGCAAGGUUUCAUGAGUCAGACUGGGCUGUUUGGAGUUUCUUCUGAAGAUGUACAUGCUGGUUGAAAAUCGCACAAGUUCCUCUCUUCAUCUGAAGAGGUCACCUGGCAUCAGAUCUUGGUCUGUCUUUGUUGGAAUAGCCUCCAUAGGCUUGGCUGCUGCUUAUUACAGUGCAGACAGCUUGGCAUGGAAGCUCUUCUACAUGGCUGGGUGUUUCUUUGUGGCAGCACAGAAUCUGGAGCAGUGGGAGGAAGCUAUAUUUGAUAAGAACAAGGGAACUGUCUGCCUAAAAACAUUCAACCUCUACAGAAAAAUACUGACUUUAUCAAAAGGAGGCAAUGAACAAGUGGUGGCUCUACUGCAUGAGAUCAGAGAUGUGGAUGUGGAAGAAGAGACUGUGCGGUAUUUUGGGAAGGGUUACAUGGUUGUGCUACGGUUUAUCACUGGAUUUUCACACCCACUGACUCAGAGCGCUGUGCUGGGCUGUAGAAGUGAUGUGGAAGCAGUUGCCAAGCUCAUUACUAGUUUUCUGGAAUUGGACAGAGUAGCGAGCCAACAAGAUCUCUAUGAGAGCAGCGAAACAGAGGCUAGUGAUGCUGAUGAACCACAGGAUGAAUAUUAAUACUGUCACGAGCUGAAGAAAGCAGAGACUUCCAAACAUCUGGAAAAUAUGCUGGUUCUUCAGAAAGAAAUUCCUCAGUCUUAACCAGGGCAUUUAUCUACAUGUGCAUUUUCAAUGGGAGGAAUCUGUCUUAGGGCACCUCUUACAGUGCUAAACUGCUUCAAGAUCCACACUCCCAAUAAUGCCAUUGUAGAGUCCAAAGCAAAUUCUCUUUUAUUUCUUCCUUUGACUUAGUUCCUGAAUGUGGACGUUGCUGUCUUCUGAAUUUUGUCAGCUCAUCUAACACGUUUAGGAAUGGUUAUUUAUUAAAUGUAUUGGUUUGAAAUUGUUUAUUACUUUUCCAUUAAUGAAGCGGAGAUACAGAUGAAAACUUCCACUUACUGCAAACAUCUGCUGCAGGUACAGUAUAUGAAAUACAGAAUAGUUGAACUUGUAAUUCAUAACACAAUGCUUUGAGGUUUUCCUUGAAGUAUUGCAUAUGAUGGAAUAUGUUGCUAAAUUGUUUUUAAGCAGCUUAAUAUAUACAAUAAGGUGAUGCAGGGUAGUGGCACUUUUAUAUUCUCUACUACUGACUUGCCAUUAGAUACUAGUGGGAAUCAAAAUUUGAGUGACUGUCUGGAAUUCUAAACAGCAGGUUGAUCAACUGAUUGCCCUGUCUUCUCUUGGACUUGCCAAGGAGCCAUAAAUAAUAACCACAGAACGAUCAGGUUGAUCAUCCAGUCUUUGACGUGCUCUGAUUUAAUCCUGUUCUGUUUAACUUCUGGGCAUAUACUACUCGAAGAUAGAGUAGCCUUAUUCUAGACUUAAACUUUUACUAUUUUAACUGUGUAUUUAGAAAGGAGAAAAGCACAUGUUACCUUUUAGGUAGGGAAAGGACUGUCAUACAUUGCAGCCUAGAUUUGUUUAAUAUUUCCUCACUUGAAAUGGUAAAUAAUAACUUAGUUUUUUUUAAGAUAGCUGGGAUAUAUCUAAUGUUUGGCUUGUGCCCAUGUGUUACUCUGUACUGUCCUCUGUUCUGACCUAUGGUUUUACAAAUAGAUAAAUACAGACUUUCCAAGGUACUUUUUCCAAGUUAAAGCUACCUCUAUUAGUCAACAUGUUUUGCUAGAACUAAAACUUUAUUGUGCCUAUAUCAACAUGUCAGUACGGUAAGACAAAAGUUGUAAUGAUUUGCAGGUUCCUUCAGCAUGCUAAAAUUGCUUGUAUUGAAGUUGAUCAGCUUGUGCUAGGAGUUGUAUGGUUUUAAGACCUGCCUUAGAAAAUACUUGUAGUAGUUUCCUCAAGGAGAUCUGAAUGGGCUACCGGGUAACUGAGUGGUCUGCCUUCACCUUUAGCUAGCAGUUAAAUGUCUUUUAUCAACAGUUUCUUCAGGGCUUAACCUGCAUUCCUGUUUCAAAGCACUCCACCUCUUAAAGUAAAAGCUACGAAAUGAUUUCAGUAGAAGCUAGAUCACAUAGCAUGUUCCAGCUGUAAGAAACUGUGCACAUGCUUAUCUGACCAAAGACAGGCUGUAGCAUGAUUCUGCUUUUGCUUCCAGCCAUUUAUGUGAGCUGUGAGACAGACAUGCUCUUCUGUUGUUGCUUUGAAAGGUUAAUCAAAAAGUGUAACAGGGAGAGAGCUGCUUUUGAUGCAGCUUGACUGUGGCACAGAACCAGGUCUAUCAGUAUUAAAUAUGAGAAACUUGUAGUCAUGUUGGUAUCAAAGACCUUUGCUAAUGGAUGUGCUUGUGAAGUCCUCCAAAUUGGUUGGCUAAUUCUUUGGCUUUUAAUUUCCACCCCCACAUUGCUAGGUUUAGGAAGCUGCCAUGUACUAAUGUGGGAAAAUAGGUUGCAGCUAAUUAACCAUAUUUGACCUUUAUUCUAAAGCACAGCUGUAAACUACAAGUCCUCAAACCUGUUAUAAAAUAAAAAGCAGAAUAUAACACUUUAGAGAGAUCUUCAUUUAAAUCCACUCUAAUAUAUACCUUCAGUAAUACUUAAUCUGGAGAGGAGAAUGAGAUUUGGCAUUUGGAAAACUUUUCACUACUAUGUAAAAUGAGUGUCAAGCGUUCUAAGGACUUCCAAGAGUAAAUACUGUAAGAACUACGUAUUUAAUGGUAUAAUGUAAGUAAGAGGGCUCUACCUACAGAUACCUGUUUUGUAGCAAGGAUAUUCAGCAGGAGUACAUGGUGUGCCUGUGCAUUGCACUUAAUAUUCUGAACCUACAGAUUUGACCAUUAAGCGGAUGAAAUGGCCAAAACUACCUGCAUUUGAUCUUGAUUUCACUGUUUUUUUUAUAUUUCCAUGAGAGGUAAUGUCACAGGGAAAGUACACAACAUGUUUUGGCUUUCCAGAUAAACUGUUUUUAUGAAGGUAUUUCUGUUGAUCUAAUCCUCUACUGUAUCAUGUGCCCUACUUCUGCUGAGUUCUUCUCUUCAUCUAGCUUGCUGUACAUUCUGGAUGUUAGCAUUAUGUACUUAGGUAUCAUGUAAUAUUAUAUAAAGACUAAACUAAAAUAUAAGAAACUCAGUUUCCAGAAAGGGGCAAGACCUACUGUAAGGUAUUAGGUAGCUUGUAAUACAUUCUGUGGAAUAAGUCGCAUUUUUAGUUGAUGUCCAAUGAUCAGCUCCUUUAAGGUGUUCUGCAGUGUUCCUCUCACCCUCCAAUUUCCUACUGAUAGUAGGCAGGCAAGAGAAGAGAGGACUGGAAUGCUGUAUGUAGGAGGAAUAUUUUGAAACACCUGUCUUUCAUUUAGAACAGUUGGUGUGAUCUUCUCUGUACUGUUUGUUUUGUACAUGGCAGCUCUGUUCCCACAAAAUCUAGAAUCACAGAAUGGAAUCAUUGAAUGGCUUGGGUUGGAAGGGACCUUAAAGAUCAUUUAGUUUCAACCCCCCUGCCAUAAGCAGGGAUGAUCUAAAACAGUUUCAAAUGAGAACCUGAAUUCUGUAGACUGCUAACAACAAAGGCUGACAGAAUUCCUUAAAUGCUGUGGGUUCUGCCUGCAGGCCAUAUGUUGGACACUACUGACGUGAUAUGUACAACUAGGAGCUUAAUAUAUCAUUGAACCAACCUACAGUGCAGGUGAAACCAACCUACUGUGCAAGUAAAUGCAACUUGGUCCUUGGAUUCCAUAGGUGAAUGUGUAUCAAUAUGUGUGUUUCUUGACUGUGUGUUUCUCGAUUCAGGUUUUGAACUGUCUUGGUAAAACUGUUUGUCUUUUAUAGUUGGGAGACAUAGCCAGAUAACCAGAUUUCCAUGUUUUGCAUUAACUGUGCAUGGAAAAAUAACUUGCAAGUUGCAGUUCACAUGGAUUUGGUAAUGGCAGUGUUUGUGGACUCGUGACAUAGCUUGAACUGCUCAGAACAGCAGGGGCUAACUCAGGACAGGUUCUGUUCUGGCCUUGCUCUCCUCCAGAGUGCCUCAGCUGCCUCACUCUUUCCAGUUGUCCUCUCAUCUUUUCUUGUCACUGUCAGUGUUUUGUUGAAAUUUUUUGGUUUUCUCAACUUCUCUUGGGUCUAGCAUAUUAAAGGCUCAGUAAAUGUAGCUUUAUGUGUGCCUGAUGUAAAGUUGCGGUACUAAAAGGAGUGAGUAAAAGACUAGUUGUGGCUAGUGUACUCCUAGAACAGUAUUACAAGAGAUGUAUUCAAGCUUUUUGUACCUCAGGAUGUCUAGUAACCUGAGAUCAGGCAGCUGUAGUUCACAUACGACUUAAGUACACUUUGGAGUCUGCAUAACAUGUUAAAUUACAUCUACCCAACUGCCCCAUAAACCAAACGCUUUCUAUAAAUAACACUUUUCAAUGUAAUUAUCAGAAGAACCAUUUGGCAGAUGCUUCAGCUUAAACUUGAGGAGCACAUUUGAAGUUAAUUGCGUGUAUACGGUUGGGAGAGAUUGUGGCCUUAAUAGUCACACUGAACAGAAGCUAGACUUCAUGUUAUACAAAGGGAGAAAGUUGCAUUAUCUAAGCUAUGCUCUAAUAUUCUUGUAUUUCCCAAAACGAGAUGUUCCAGUAACUAGGACCACUUCUUUGGUUUCAAAGAAAAUCAAGCUAUUUAUGCCAUAUACUAGAAAUGUGACUCUUGUGCUAUAUUCAUGAAGUUACAGAAAUAACAAAACCCAAGCUGGCUUACAUACUAAAUAAGUGAUAGUUCUGACACUGUAGUAGGCUGCUGAGGCAGAAAUACUUCUGGAAAAUACUUAGAAAUAGCUUUUUUACUUUAAUAUGCGAGUAGAAUUUCAGCAAGGCCUUGUAUGUUUGUCUUUUUCUAUUAAAAAUAAAAGUCCAUUGAUAAAAUCAGCUUUAAC